Messenger RNA from Macroventuria anomochaeta, 1965 nucleotides. RefSeq lists its product as uncharacterized. Gene Ontology annotation, biological process: cristae formation. NCBI's taxonomy places the organism in Eukaryota, Fungi, Ascomycota, Dothideomycetes, Pleosporales, Didymellaceae. The transcript has 2 exons. Gene Ontology annotation, cellular component: MICOS complex. Bases 1 to 1965 code for a protein of 654 amino acids. The record is from RefSeq and is a predicted model, not a curated record.
AUGCUGCGCGCUUCGAUUCUCGCGGCCCGUCCUGCUGUCCGGCCAUUGGCACGCGCCGCCCGCCCGCAAUGGCGCGUUGCCCAGCGCUGGUACGCCGACGACAAAAAGCUGGACCAGACCGCCGUCCCCAACCCGGCCCCCGUCGUCGAGCCCACGGUUGACGCGCAGAGCCCGUCGAAGGCCCAGCAAGCGACCAUCCCGCCGUCCGAGGUGCCCAGAGCCCCGCCUGCGCCCGAGACGAGCAUCGUUGCCAACGCUGCCGACUCUGCCGACGCUGCCAACGCUGCCAACGCUGCCAACGCUGCAUCGCGCUCUGCGCCCGUCAUCCAGCCCGCCACCACUCCCCCGACCGGCCCUGGCAGUGCGAGCGUCGCCCCCGACCCAAUCAAGCCGAAGCCCAAGAAGCGCAGGUUCCGCCGCUUCCUGCUGUGGCUCACCAUCCUCUCUGGCCUGAGCUACGCGGGCGGCGUCUACUACUCGCUCGUCUCGGACAACUUCCACGACUUCUUCACCGAGUUCAUCCCCUUCGGAGAGGAUGCCGUCGCGUACUUCGAGGAGCGCGAGUUCAAGCGCCGCUUCCCUGCCCGCAGCGACCAGCCCAGGCUCCACCAGCAGAUCAAGGGCGAGAACAAGGUCACCAUCCCCGGCAAGAGCGGACUGAGCGCCCGCGUCGCUGAGGACCCCCACACAAGCGCCGUCAGCGACAACAACCCCAAGGCCAAGCCAGAUGAGCAGCCCAGGGUUGGCUCGAACCAGCACACCACCCCAAAGAGUAGGGAGACGCCCCGGUCGGCAGCACCCAAGACUGAGACCGUUGUGCUCGAUGCGCCGUCCAAGCCCAUCUCCCAGAUAGACCACCUGAGCGUACCCUCCGCGAGCGAGCCUGUCGUCCAGGACGUCGUCAAGAUCGUCAACGACCUCAUCACAGUAGUCAAUGCCGACAAGACACACGAUGGAAAAUACAACUCUGCUCUGGACAAGGCCAAGUCGGAUCUUGCCAAGGUUGUCUCUGACAUCACCCUGCUGAAGGCCAACCUGCACAAGGAGUCCGAGGACAAGGUCAGGGCUGCCCACGCUGAGUUCGACGAGGCCGCAAAGGAGCUCGUCAAGCGCCUCGACCACCAGAUGCAGGAGCAGGAGACGCACUGGAAGGAGGAGUACGAGAACGAGCGCGAGCGCCUCCAGCAGGCCUACAAGAGCAAGGUCAAGUCUGAACUCGAGGCUGCCCACAAGGUCUACGAGCAGAAGCUCAAGAACGAGCUCCUCGAGCAGAGCAUCCACCUCCAGAAGAACUUCACCCAGAACGUCCGCGACCGCGUCGAGGCCGAGCGCGAGGGCCGUCUUGGCAAGCUGAACGACCUCUCCAACUCCGUCCAUGAGCUCGAGAAGCUCACAGCUGAGUGGAACUCCGUUAUCGAUGCCAACCUCAAGACCCAGCACCUCGUCGUCGCCGUUGAGGCCGUCAAGUCCGCCCUCGAGACACAAGUCGUUCCUAAGCCUUUCGUCACCGAGCUUGCCGCCCUCAAGGAGAUCGCCGCCGAUGACCCCGUUGUCAGCGCAGCUAUCUCCAGCAUCAACCCCGCCGCUUACCAGCGCGGUAUCCCCAGCUCCGCUCUCCUGAUCGACCGCUUCCGCCGCGUUGCAUCUGAAGUCAGGAAAGCUGCGCUCCUCCCCGAAGACGCCGGUGUCGCAUCCCACAUCGCCUCCCUCGCCAUGUCCAAAGUCCUCUUCAAGAAGUCUGGGCUAGCAGUUGGUGGUGACGUCGAGGCUGUACUUGCGCGCACUGAGAUCCUGCUCGAGGAGGGCGAUCUUGAUGCCGCCGCACGUGAGAUGAACGGUCUGCACGGGUGGGCCAAGGUUCUGAGUAAGGACUGGUUGAGCGAGUGCAGGAGAGUGCUUGAGGUCAGGCAGGCGCUGGAUGUCAUUGCUACAGAAGCGAGACUGCAGAGCUUGCUGAUCGACUAA